AUGGAUGAGCUGUUCUACAGUCCGAGCAAGAAAUCGAGGCGCGAUGAGGAGGAGAAGGGGAGCGGGAAGAUCAGAGGAUCUGUGGUCCUGAUGAAGAAGAACCUGCUCCAGCUCAAUGACGUGGCGGCGUCGGUCGUCGAUCGGGUUGAUGAGAUACUGGGAAGGAAGGUGGCGCUGCAGCUCAUCACCACCACAGCCUCCGCCGAAGAUGGCUACAGAGGAAAACCCGGCAAGAAAGCAUACUUAGAAGACUGGGUCACAAAAGUCGCCUCUCUGGCAGCGGGACCCACCUCUUACAACGUCACGUUCGAGUGGACCGAGGACUCGGGCUUUCCCGGUGCGUUCACGAUAGCAAACUUUCACCAUAACGAAUUCUAUCUCAAGUCUCUCACCCUCAAGGAAGUCCCGGGUCAUGGCCGAGUCCAUUUCGUGUGCAAUUCAUGGGUCUACCCAGCUGAACACUACAUGAGGGACCGUAUCUUUUUCGCUAAUCAGGCAUAUCUUCCCAGUCAAACUCCGGCUUCUCUGCGUGCUUACAGAGAAGAAGAACUUGAGAAUUUGAGAGGCAAUGGGACCGGAAAGCGUGAGGAGUGGGAUCGAGUGUACGAUUAUGAUAUCUACAAUGAUUUGGGCGACCCGGAUAAAGGCCCGGAGCACGUCCGGCCGAUCCUCGGUGGUUCAGUCGAACAUCCGUAUCCACGCAGGGGAAGAACUGGACGGCCUCCAGCUUCAUCAGAUCCCGAGUGUGAGAGCAGAAUACCGCUGUAUCAGAGCUUGAGUAUCUACGUGCCAAGGGACGAGAGGUUCAGUGGUCUGAAAAUGUCGGAUUUCGUGGCGUAUGGGCUCAAGUCGAUAUUUCAGUUUCUUGCGCCUGAGUUCAUGGCGCUGUUUGACGAGACACCAACCGAGUUCGACUCGUUCGAGGAUGUGCUGAAGCUUUAUGAAAGUGGGGUCCAUGUGGCGGAUGGGUCUUUGAUGGAAAGGAUUAGGAAUAGUAUCCCGUUCGAGAUGAUAAAGGAGCUGCUCAGGUCGGAUGGGGAGAAAACGUUCAAAUUUCCGAUGCCACAGGUCAUUAAAGAGGAUAAAACUGCUUGGAGAACAGAUGAAGAAUUUGCUAGAGAAAUGCUGGCUGGAAUCAAUCCUGUUGUUAUCCGUCGACUUCAGGAGUUCCCUCCAGGAAGCAAGCUAGAUCCUGAGUUAUAUGGAAAGCAAUCUAGCACUAUCUCUGAAGAGCACAUUAUGAACAGUCUAGAAGGUCUGACCAUAAGCGAGGCGAUCCAGAACAAUAAACUGUUCAUAUUAGAUCAUCACGACAGUUUGAUGCCUUACCUGAGGAGAAUAAACACAACGGAAACAAAAACAUACGCAACACGGACGAUUCUCUUCCUGAAAAGAGAUGGAACACUGAAGCCACUAGCAAUCGAGCUAAGCUUGCCAAAUCCCGAAGGGGAUCAUCUUGGAGCAAUAAGCUCUGUACACACCCCAGCAGAAGAAGGACUCGAAGGCUCCGUUUGGCAGUUGGCCAAGGCUUACGUUUCAGUGAAUGACUCGGGCUACCAUCAGAUCAUGUCUCACUGGCUGCACACUCAUGCAGUGAUCGAGCCGUUCAUUAUUGCCACAAACAGGCAGCUGAGUGUACUUCACCCGAUUCAUAAGCUUUUGCAGCCCCAUUUCAAGGAUACGAUGCAUAUCAAUGCACUCGGCCGGCAAACCCUCAUAAAUGCCGGAGGAUUUCUUGAGAUUACUGUUUUUCCUGGAAAAUAUUCCAUGGAGAUGUCGAGUAGCAUUUACAAGAAAUGGGUUUUUCCUGAGCAGGCUCUCCCUGCAGAUCUUAUUAAGAGAGGAGUCGCGGUUGAGGACCCCAGCUCGCCCCACGGUGUUCGCCUGCUAAUCGAGGACUACCCGUUCGCUGUGGACGGGCUCGAAAUCUGGUCCGCCAUCAAAUCAUGGGUUGAGGACUACUGCAGCCUCUACUACACAACCAAUGAGACAAUCAAGACAGACAUCGAGCUCCAAUCAUGGUGGGCCGAAAUACGAGAAAAAGGACACGCAGACAAGAAAAACGAGCCAUGGUGGCCCGCAAUGCAGACCCGCGAAGACCUAGUCAACUCCUGCACCAUCAUCAUAUGGAUAGCAUCUGCCCUCCACGCAGCAGUCAACUUCGGUCAGUACCCAUACGGCGGCUACCUCCCGAACCGCCCGUCCACGAGCCGGCGGCUCAUACCCAAAACCGGGACUCCUGAGCAUGAGGAGCUCGUGGCGAAACCCGAGCUGGCCUACCUGAAGACAAUCACAUCCCAGCUGCAGAGCGUGCUCGGGAUAUCGCUCGUGGAGAUACUGUCGAGGCACGCGGCUGAUGAGGUUUUUCUCGGGCAGCGUGACACGACAGAGUGGACAGUGGACAAACGGGCGAUUGAGGCAUUCGAGAGGUUCGGGAGGAGGCUUGGCGAUAUAGAGAGUAGGAUUGUGGAGAUGAAUGGGGAAGGGAAGUGGAGGAAUAGAUACGGGCCAGUGAAGAUGCCUUACACAUUGUUGUAUCCGAGCAGUGAGAUCGGGCUCACUGGUCGGGGGAUUCCAAACAGCAUCUCCAUAUAG
Striga hermonthica is the source of this 2595-nucleotide messenger RNA. The record is from the annotation of a GenBank genome assembly. NCBI's taxonomy places the organism in Eukaryota, Viridiplantae, Streptophyta, Magnoliopsida, Lamiales, Orobanchaceae.